AUGCACGCCAGCACAUUCUUCACCCUCGCCCUCGCCACCCUGGCCAGCAGCGCCGCCGUCACCAGCCCACCCGGCACCAUCGAGGCCCGCUUCGACGCCGGCACCGGCCUCGAGGCCCGCUCGGAGCUCUCCCGCCGCGCCUGCAACUGCGGCUCCGCUUUCAGCUGCUCCGGCGGCGUCAGCAGCUGCUGCUCCAGCACUGGCGGGUACGGCAUGUGCAACACCGACACCAACAGGUGCAUGUGUGGCACCUCGUGCAACCCGCUGCAGUGUUCUCAGAGGCCUUGA
Pyricularia grisea is the source of this 288-nucleotide messenger RNA. RefSeq lists its product as uncharacterized. The coding region runs from base 1 to 288 and encodes 95 amino acids. The record is from RefSeq and is a predicted model, not a curated record. The transcript has a single exon. Lineage: Eukaryota; Fungi; Ascomycota; Sordariomycetes; Magnaporthales; Pyriculariaceae.